Molecule: messenger RNA, 3473 nt
Organism: Lycium barbarum (goji berry)
Lineage: Eukaryota; Viridiplantae; Streptophyta; Magnoliopsida; Solanales; Solanaceae
Product: protein DA1-like
Exons: 13
Coding region: 1686-2858 (390 amino acids)
Molecular function (GO): ubiquitin binding
Source: RefSeq, a predicted model, not a curated record
UCACACAAUCUCAUACAUAUAAAUCUAACAAAGCAACAAUAACUGAAAACCCACUUUAAAAGUGACUUAAAAUUUGAAUAUAAAAUUACUUAUCAUCCAUAUCACUCAUACUACUAUUUAAUAGUAAAGCAGAGUCCCACUUAUUAAACAAGUAUGUAGUAUCUUUGCAAUUUCAACAGUGCAACUCCAUACAACAUCUCAAAGUUAAUAUGGGUUAAAGCAUAUUGAUGUAAUUUAAGCAAAUGUAUAGAAUCUUCUUAUUUCAAAUUGGCUCCUUUCUCUUUCUUUAGAUUUUGUCUUUCUAUUCCUACACGUCAAGUCAGUCAACUAAACGUCGAGGCCUUUUUCCCACUUGUUGGCUGUAGCUUUUAAUUUAAGUCACUUUUUUUUUCUCCUAGCAUAACGUCCCUUUUACUUUCUGGAAAUUUGAUAAUUUUCCCAUUAGACACUUUCACGAUCACAUUGACUUUUUGGCUUUACAAGUUAUUCGAAAAAACUUGGAAUAUUUGUCGGAUUCCAUUAAUGUUUCGGUUAAAGAUAGCAAUAGCAAAUCCUAAUUACCCAUAUCAGUGUGGCUGUGUGGGGAUGAAAUAUUGAUAUCUUUAUAUGAUCUAAGCAAUUUUCACCUUACGAGUUAGUUUUUAGGGUUACACUGUUAACCCUUGUGAACAUUGAACAAGAAUGUUACUUGAACCAAUAAGCCGAUAACAUAAUUAAAGUACAAAAUCAUUUUCGAACAUAUAACCAUACACUGAUAAAUUAAUAAUAUUUUUUUGGUUCGGUUUAUUGGUCAAAUCAAAAUCUAUUUGGUUCGAUUUAGGUCAAAUCAAAAUCUGCACACUCAAGUCUGUUUAUAUAGUCUUGGGCAAUUCUUAUCUGGGAUUAACUUAGAUCUCAAGUUCAUUUAGUUAAAUGUGUGAAAUAUCAUUGCAAAUGGUACAUACGAACAUGACCACAUAGUGCGAAUUUUGAGAGUCAAACAAGAAAAUCUUUGACUGCGAUUUAUUUGUAUGCCCUUGAAAUAUUUUAAAUUGUUAAUUCUUAUGACUUAUAGUACUUUUCUAUGUAGUUUCUAAAUAUGUUAAUUAUUUUUUAAAAACCUUAAAAAUUGUAUGUCUAGAUGCGGGAUUAAAAUAAAGAAAUUUCACUCUUGAAAUUCGAACUAUGUCAAGUAAAUGGAGAUGAGCCCAAUCCUAAAUUGGGAUAAAUGACACGUGUUUCUGUUUUCUUUUGUUACUUCUCCUGGAGAUCUUAAAGGGUGGGUGACUUUUCCUGUUCUCUUUUAAUGAAAAAAGAGGAUGAAUAUAUGAAAAGCGUCGAGUGAUUAUUAGAAACUUUUAACUGCUAGUAACAUGAGGCACACUUAACUAAUUUCAUGCAUACUUUUCGGGGGAGAAAUAACGUAACUUUCAUGAAGACUCGACGACAUGUUCAAAGUCUUCGGAAAUGAUUAAUUAAUUGUUAUAUUAAACAAAAAACUAUUUUUAAAGACAAGAAAAGGAGCACGAAACUACCACUUCAGUUGAUUGCAACUUCUUUAUGUGCUACCAGCGGAAUAUUUGUUUCUUUUUUCUGAAUAAAUAGCCUAUGCCAUUUCAAGAUUCUGGCAGAGAAGUUGGGGUCCUGUGCUCUGGUUAAUGUAGUAUUGAUAUCUUUCUUUGAACUCAGAGGAUUUGAUCUUGAAAAUGUCUGCAAAUAGAUUCCUGGAUGAAGGUCCUUCUUACGAGAACCAAUUAUCAGAAGAUGAGAAUGAGGAUGUGAUUCGUGCUAUUGAAUGCUCUCUCCAAGAAUCAGAGGCAAAAGAUAUAUACAUGGGUGAUAUGGAGUUUCCAGAGACUAAUGAUGUAGAAGAACUUGCACAAGCACUGGAAGAAAGCACAUUAUCUGAUACAGACGAGAGCACGAGUAUCGGAGGCAGAGAACUGAAAUGGUGGAAACUUUUCAAGGAGUUAAAUCCAUUUGUCCAACCAUCAAAGAGCACUUCUUUCUGGAGAAAGAGUAGCAAGCGGUGCAAUAAACUUGUUUGUGAUGUUUGUGAAGAACAGAUUUGCUCGGAUUGGUUAAUGUGUACCUACUGGCGCCAAACUAUCUGUGAGAAGCAUACAUCUGAUGGAACUCCUCAGUGCCACAGCUGUUCAAGAUUUAAGAUAGGAGAUGUGAAGUAUAUCACCCUGAAUGAUGGUCGGCAACUUUGCCCUGAUUGUCGUUGUACAGCAGUGAUAGAUCCUGGAGACUGUAAGCCCCUUCUUGAAGAAGUGCACAGAUUUUUCAAAGGAUUAAACAUGAAAGUCAGAUAUUACAUUCCAAUUCUGUUAGUUGAUGAAAAAGAGAUGAUGAGAAAUGGUAACAAUAAGAGCUCACUUGGCUUGACUAUUUAUGACAAAUCUACAUUGGACGCCGUAACUUAUGUGUCAAAGUCAAUACAAAAGGGUGAAAAAGUUAAAGUGGUGAAAGAAGUAGAACAUCUGGUUGAAGGACGCAAAGUGAAAGCAAUGCUGCUUUUACACGGCUUUCCAAAGGUGGCCUUGGGAGCAACUUUGGCUCAUGAAAUGAUGCACGCUUGGAUGCGGAUUGAAGGCUAUAGAGGGCUGUCCCUAAACAUCGCAGAAGGUAUUUGUGAAGUUUUCGCUCACAAGUGGCUAGAAUGGCAAUCUUUUACUGGUGAUGACAACAUAAAGGGUACAAGUGACAACGCUCAGUUCUUGAGAAAUCUGAAAGAGUAUCUGAAACAAGGAAUAGAAAAAAACCAUUCUGAGGCAUAUGGCCAUGGAUUUAGAGAAGCAAAAUGGGCAGUUGAACGUUAUGGUCUAAGAUCCACACUGGAACAUAUAUCUCUUACACGCAUGUUACCUGAAUGACUUAAUUUCGGUCAGUGUAACAUUGUCUUUAUGUUCAACUCAUUCAUCAUUUGGUGGAAACUGAAAAACUGAUUGCUCUUGGACAAACAUUACUGUGAAAUACCUGUAAAGAAAAUUUAUACUUGACUUUGAGACACCAGAUUCAGGUCAUGUAAGUACUUGGUCAAUACAGAUACAGACUGGAGUGAACAAAAAUUUCCAGCAGUCAUGUCAACACUGACCUGUACAACGGACGAAAUAUCCCCUGAUGAUCAGAUGAUAAGUUUGGCUUUUUUUUAGUUCUAUAUAUACUAGCUGUUUCCCAAUCUGUUCUAUCGGACUUUCUGCCUUAGAAGAACUUCAUGUGAGAUCCUGUCUUUUCUGUGUGAAUUUCUGGAGAUAAAGAUUUCCAAGCAUGCGUGUCAUAAAAGAAAUCCAUUUAAUAAAUUUUAUGGAGCAGGAAUUACUUGCAUCCCAUAAAGAUUACAAAAUUUGAAGAGUAACAGUACAUGUUCAUCAUACCAUUAUAUGCAUGAUAGUACAGUAGUUAUAUCCAUACCUCUGCUACGACUUGGGGAUUUCAUCACUAAUCAGAAAUACCCCACCUAACCUUGUUUUGGCUGGACCAUGUCUACA